ACUCUUUUCCUCAUAGUUCCCCUCCUUGUCGGACCGUCCCAUCACAAGGCGAGGGGGGGGAGGGGCUUAACACAACAUCACCCGUGACCCGAAUGGAAUAUAGAUGACUUCUCUCUGGAACAGUUUUGGGAAUGCUGACAUUUCAGCCCAGAAAUAACGUUUUUCUGCUGUCCUGCAUGCGGAGCAGCGGUGCUAGCUGAAGUCGGAUUGUCAUCUGGAGCUAAAGUGCAAUGGCCAGUUCAGAAGAUGUGAUUGAGCCACUGGCUGUGAGCACAAGAGCACAAACCCUGGACCGACGGCGCUUUUCUCAUGACCUCCACAUAAUCAACCAAGACGAGUUAGAUGGCCUCAUGUCAAGGAAGGAGGGUCAUCACUUCCUGGUGGUUCAUUAUCUUCCUGAAAUAAAAGAAGCAGGCAAACCUUACCUCAUACCAGGUGUUCCUAUCACAUGCAGAGUGGACAACACAGAGAGACACACCACCCGUUCCAAGGUCAGGGUGAGUACCCUCUACACAGUGGAGGUGAAACACGGUCCAUUCCUCUGGACAGUGAAGAGGAAGUACAAGCACUUUCAGGAGCUGCAUCUUGACAUUUACAAGCAUAAGAUGUUGCACCAGUGGAAUCCUCUGGGAAGGUUUUCAAAGGAACGGCAGCGGCUGAGGUUGAUGACAGAAGUAAUGCCAAAUCUUCAUGGGAGUGAGCGAGCCAGAAGAACCUCCAGCAAAAUGAAAUUCCUCGAGGAGUACCUGAAUAACCUUCUUGAGAUUGAAUUCUGUAGAAAUGACCACAGCAUGAUGGAGUUCCUCUCUAUCAGUGCUCUCUCCUUUGUAGCUGAUCUGGGGCCCAAGGGCUUGGAGGGGCCUAUUUACAAGAGGUCAGGUGGUCACCGCAUUCAGGGUCUGAACUGCUUUGGCCAUCAUCAGUUCUGUCUCCGCUGGUCUCAGCGCUGGCUGGUGGUGAAAGACUCUUUCCUCAUGUAUAUGAGCCGGGAUAAUUGCAGAAUCAACUUUGUGCUGCUGUUUGACCCAGAGUUCUGUGUGAAAGUUGGCCAUGCCAACACAGACAUCAGAGAUGGCGUCUGCUUUGAGAACUUUACUCGGAGUUUAGUUAUUAAAUGCAACAACUUCAGGCAAAGUCUUUGGUGGAGCCAUCAGAUAAACCAGAUAAAAGAUGAGUGCGACUUUUGCAAAGUGCAAGACUAUGGGGGAUUUUUUCCCCCACGGGAAAACACUCUCACCAAGUGGUAUGUGAAUGGAAGAGACUACUUUGCAGACCUAGCUGAUGCUCUUGAACAAGCCAAGGAGGAGAUUUUCAUUACUGAUUGGUGGCUCAGCCCAGAAGUUUUUCUGAAGAGACCAGCAACUGACAACUACUGGAGGCUGGAUGAGCUGCUUAAACGAAAAGCAGAACAGGGGGUGAAAGUGUGCAUCCUGCUGUACAAAGAGGUUGAGGUGGCUCUUGGCAUCAGCAGUGACUACAGCAAGAGAACAUUGAUGGAUUUGAACACAAACAUCAAGGUAAUGCGGCAUCCUGACCAUUUAUCGUCUGUUGUCCUCUUUUGGGCCCACCAUGAAAAAACAGUUGCCAUUGAUCAAACUGUGGCCUUUGUAGGGGGGAUUGAUCUAGCAUUUGGGAGGUGGGAUGACAGUCAGUAUCGACUAACUGACCUUUGUUUGGCAAACGGUGAGAAUGAGGAGCAACCAGGUGCAGAGGUACAAGACACUGGUGCAGCUCAGGAUCCCCUUUUGGAAAACUCCACAAACCAGGAACCACUUGAUCUGUCUAGAAACACUAAACUUUGGCUUGGCAAAGACUACAACAACUUUGUCAAGAAAGACUGGGUCCAGCUGGACAAGCCCUUUGAAGACAAUGUUGAUCGCUCUGAGGUUCCCCGCAUGCCGUGGCGCGAUCUGUCUGCAUCCAUUCACGGAAAAGCUGCCAGGGAUGUCGCCCGCCACUUCAUCCAGCGCUGGAACUUCACCAAGAUCUUCAAAAUCAAGUACAAAGAUGACUACUACCCAUACCUGCUUCCCAAGUCUCACUCUGUCGAAGACCCGCUUUCAUACGUUGUACCAGGAUCCAAGAAGGCAAAAGUCCAGGUGCUGCGCUCUGCUGAUCGUUGGUCAACCGGAACAUGUGAGAAUUCCAUCCUCAACGCCUAUAUCCAAACAAUUGAGAAAAGCCAGCACUACAUCUACAUCGAGAACCAGUUCUUCAUCAGCUGUGCCGGCGAAAAUGUGUACAAUGGCAUCGGUGACGCAAUUGUAAAUCGAAUCUUGCGGGCUCACAGAGAGCAAAAGAAGUACAGGGUGUUUGUGGUUAUUCCUCUGCUUCCUGGAUUUGAGGGAGAUCUCACUGCAAACACUGGAAAUGCCAUCCAAGCCAUUUUGCAUUUCACUUUCAGGACAAUUUGCCGCGGAGAGCAAUCCAUUCUGCAAAGACUGCGUGAUGUAAAGGACCAGUGGACUGAGUACAUCACCUUCUGCGGCCUCAGAACGCACUCCCAGCUCUCCCAGAAGCUUGUCACAGAGCUCAUCUAUGUUCACAGCAAGACACUCAUUGCUGAUGACCGCUGUUACAUCAUCGGCUCUGCCAACAUCAAUGACCGCAGCAUGCUGGGCACCAGAGAUAGUGAGGUGGCCGUGCUUGUGGAGGAUGAGGAGAAGGUACCAUCCAUCAUGGGAGGAGAGCCGUAUCAGGCAGGCCGGCUCACACUUGCUCUGCGCAAAGAGUGUUUCAGUGUUCUUGUUGGUGCAACUUCAGAUCCCAGCAUCAAUAUAGAUGACCCAAUCAGUGAUGAUUUCUUCCAUAUGGUAUGGAAUGAAACGGCUAAACUGAAUUCUAGCAUUUACGACAAGGUCUUCAGAUGUCUGCCCUGCGACUCUGUCCGUAACAAGCGGGAGCUGAAGGAGCACUCCAGCCAGGAACGCCUUUGUGACACCAAUUAUGAGCAAGCAGCGGAAGAGCUGAAGGCAAUCCGAGGGAUAGUGGUUCAUUUUCCCCUGAAUUUCCUGUGUGAAGAAAACCUGCUGCCUCCUCUUAACACCAAGGAAGGCAUGGCUCCUGUGGAGAUGUGGACAUAGCCACAGUUUUCCAAAGAUCAUAUCUGCAGGAUAGCUCACAUGUUUGGACUAGCAUCUAUCACACUAGAUCGAAUAGUUACAUUAUCAGCACUUAUGUAAAUGUUAAAUUAUGUUAACCUUAAAUAUAUUUUAUGAACACGGCACUACACAGACAAACUAAUGACUGUUUGUAGAUGAAUCCUUGCUUUUCUUCCUAAUUAUGAAGGUAGUGUGUGCUUUGUUACAGUGCCACCUGAACACUGAGGCCAGAGCUAAUGCCGUUUGUGCCUUUCUCAGAAAAGGAAUGCAGUCGGAAAUUCAACCUCUUUCUCGAUCGAGGAACACUGUGUACAUUUAUUGAUGCUGGGUUUUUGGGUGGGUGGGUGGCUCUGUCUCUUUCUCUCCCUCACACUCUCACUCUCUCCCUCCGAGGCUUCACCUCUCACUGCAGUGCCAGAAAAUCUGUCAGAACAUUUGUGGUUGUUAUGGUGACGGAUAUAAAGAGAUGAGUGGAAUGUAGCUGAAAUAAAGACUGGAUAGGGCAGAAAAGAGGGAGAAGGCCGAUAGCUUGCUAAAUGUGGACGCUGCACCAGAAAAGGGAAAGUAAUCUGUUCACAGAACUGAAAAUCCUUCAGGAAUCAUUUCAUGUUUUUUUUUCUUUCUUCUUGUAUUGAGGGGAACAAAAUAAGGUGCACUGCAUUUCCAUCUGUUAAUUGCUGCAUUUCUUCGUGUCACCAUGACAACUGGGAGAACUGUCAUUUCUUCUGGUUGUGGCAGCACUUUUGCAUGACAGUGUUUGUUAAAAUGCUGCUUAAAUAGUUAAAGUGGGAAAUUUUUAACUGUAAGCAAGAAAGAUGAGAUAUUUUUCUAAUGAAAACUGAAGGUAAAUUUGUUUGAGAUUGAACAGAUCCAGUAGGAAACAGAAGAUUCCCUUUUUGUAUAAUCUGUUAUUUUCACAAUAUUAUUAUGAGCAACAAAGAUGAAUUUUUAAGUAUAAAAGUUUGGACAUUUAUACAUGUUAGCAAAUGUCAGAUUUUAACGGUCUCCAAAUAAUAAUCUGUGAGUCUUUGCUUUUAUUUUUGUUUACAUGAAAGAGCAAGAUGUGAGGCUGUCAAACAUUACAUCACUGUGUGUAUUCCAUUAGCAGUGCAAUGAGUCCUUCAUGUACAAUCUUCAGGUGAAACAGGCUUCAGGAUGAGCCACUAUAUACCCAGAAAAUGUACUGAUGUGAUGUGUCCAUGGGAAAUCAAGUUCGGCUGCACAGACGGGUUGUAUAAGCUUUUCACAGGUCUCCGCAGGUCAACAUCACCAUGCUGGUAGUUGCAGCGCAAACAGGUCCAUAAAUAGGACUGAUAACAGAUCCCUCAUGUGAACACUCCCUCACUCAACAAGGAGCCACUUUCACAGAAAAGCCUGUCACUGUGUUUCCGACUGUUCUUUGCUUCUUUAAAAAAAAAGUCUAAAAAGCACUUUGGGUCCUGGAACACUGGAACAUUUGGUUCAAUGUGCUCUUUAUUGUAGUUGUAGCAUUUUUUAAAUUUAACCAAUAAGUGACUUACACUGAGUAAGUAUGAGUAAUACUUUCUUUAAACCAAUACUUUACAUUUAAUGCGCAAAACAGUUUUGUAACAUAUUGAUGCUUUUUAAAUACUUACCUGAAUCAAGAAUACUCUUAAUACACUUGACCUUUAAACUUGUUCAAUAAACUUUUUAUAUUUGGCUGAUCUUAACUGGAUUUGUGUAGUUGUAAUUUUUGUUAAACAAUUCUGAAGUACCUAUCCAAAACACAAAAAUAGGACCAAAUCUGACCAAUCCAAGUGAACUGUAGAUGAAGGAAAAAAACUAAUUCCAAGAUGUACAAUGUAAGCUUUUCUGCAUACUGUUUAACAUGGUCUUUUUUAUUUUUUACAUCAAAGCUGUAUUACACUGACAUAUGUAAAUGUUUCCUUUUUAAUGAAUUAGAAACAUACUUUUGAGGAUGCAAAGUUUAAUAAAGCUUACUGCACCAAG
Molecule: messenger RNA, 5072 nt
Organism: Oryzias latipes (Japanese medaka)
Lineage: Eukaryota; Metazoa; Chordata; Actinopteri; Beloniformes; Adrianichthyidae
Gene: pld2
Product: phospholipase D2
Biological process (GO): phospholipid catabolic process; intracellular signal transduction; regulation of vesicle-mediated transport
Cellular component (GO): plasma membrane region; intracellular membrane-bounded organelle
Molecular function (GO): phosphatidylinositol binding; D-type glycerophospholipase activity
Source: RefSeq, a predicted model, not a curated record